This is a messenger RNA of Urocitellus parryii (Arctic ground squirrel), 2507 nucleotides long. It is a transcript of the gene Cradd, whose product is annotated as CARD and death domain containing adaptor protein. The record is from RefSeq and is a predicted model, not a curated record. Gene Ontology annotation, molecular function: protease binding; death domain binding. NCBI's taxonomy places the organism in Eukaryota, Metazoa, Chordata, Mammalia, Rodentia, Sciuridae. Gene Ontology annotation, biological process: cellular response to mechanical stimulus; positive regulation of apoptotic signaling pathway. Gene Ontology annotation, cellular component: cytoplasm.
UGGCGGCAAUACUUCCUGUUUAGGGAUUUCGCCUUCAACAAAGAUGGUGCUUAUGGUACAGGUUUCCUAACAGUCUGGAUUCCGGUUGUAGUUUUUUUUUUUAAAGCGACGUGUUUGCAGACGGGGAAAUGGAGGCCAGAGACAAGCAAGUGCUCCGCUCCCUCCGCCUGGAGCUGGGUGCAGAGGUACUGGUGGAGGGACUGGUUCUUCAGUACCUUUACCAGGAAGGAAUCUUGACCGAAAACCAUGUCCAAGAAAUCAAAGCUCAAGCCACAGGCCUCCGGAAAACAAUGCUGCUGCUGGAUAUCCUCCCCUCUAGGGGUCCAAAAGCAUUUGAUACCUUCCUAGAUUCCCUGCAGGAGUUUCCCUGGGUGAAGGAGAAGCUGGAAAAGGCAAGAGAAGAAGCUGUCAUUGAGCUGCCUUCAGGUGAUCGGACGCCUGGGCUCCCCUCACACAUCCUCAACAGCUCCCCAUCAGACAGGCAGAUCAACCAGCUGGCCCAGAGGCUGGGCCCCGAGUGGGAGCCUGUGGUGCUGUCGCUGGGACUGUCCCAGACGGAUAUCUACCGCUGUAAGGCCAACCACCCCCACAAUGUGCAGUCACAGGUGGUGGAGGCCUUCGUCCGCUGGCGGCAGCGCUUCGGGAAGCAGGCCACCUUCCUGAGCUUGCACAAGGGCCUGGAGGCCGUGGAGGUGGACCCCUCGGUGCUCCAGCACAUGCUGGAGUGACGCCACCCCGUCAGCCCUGGGGAGGGGCCCCAAGUCACUCGUGCUGAAUCCUGACUCACUCAGAGCAGGUGGAUUUUUGUUUUCUCUUUUCACUGAUCCUUAGAUGGAGAGAGAAAACAGUUUCUACUUGACUUUACUUAAAAUGCCAAAUUACUCAGCUGAUCUCCUACAUUGGUUCAACAAUUGAUUGUUUUUAAUUGCUUGAAGAUGGUGUCUUAAUUGUAGUUUUUAACUGUACGGUUGUGUUUUAAUAGACCAGUAAAUCAUAGUGGUUCAAAAAAAACACACAAAAACGCCAUGUUAUCACAUCACAUGCAGGUGUCCCACAUAUAAAACUCCACCCUCAUGUUGCCUGGAAACUGAACUGUGGACUUUGCUAUUCAUAAUGAUGAUAGUAAUAAACAGUGAAUUACUAUACAUAUACUGUGCUCCUUUAAUGAGAAAGUCUGGUGUUUUUCCUCAUUCUUAUAUUGCAGAGAUUAAGGGUAUAUAAUUACAGUAUCAUUUCUUUGGAACAGAAUUGAUAGUAACAAUGAAAUGCCUACUUUCCCCAGUCAACAUAAACAGCUCAGGCAGGAUGUCUGUCUUAAACAUGAGACACCAAAGCUCCCUGCAAAGAUCAGUUCAAGUGCCAGCAUGCACACCCGAGCCCUUCAUCUUUAAAAGAUUGCUUAAGAAAAUCUUGUGCUGUUUAUUUAAAACAUUAAAUUAGGGCAAAAGGGAGGCUGUGGUCUUUCCAUUAAGGCUGUCAUGACUGAAGUGUGUUCCUGAGGAGAGAGAUGGAGUCGUCUCAUCUCACUUAUCGCAACGUGUUGUUUAUGAAAUGCUUUCCUCUUUUCAAGGCUUUUUCCGAUAUGUGAUCUCAUCUGGUCCUCUCAACAAUUCUAUGAGCAGAUAUACAAUAGUGGUUGGCCUCCUCCUACAGAGAGAUUGACUGCUGGCGUGAGUGAGCUAGAAUGCUCCACGUGGCUUCUCUUCCUUUCCCUCUUGCUUGCUCAAAAGGGACAGGAAGAGUCGUGCUCCCACCUACUAGCUGCAUUGCCUUCAGCAAGUUACCUGCCCUCCCUAAGCCUCGGUUUCCUCAUUUGUAGAAUGGGGAGAUGACUGUACUCACCUCCAAGAUCUUCCUGAUGAUUAAAGUAACAAAGUCUGGGCUCAUCCASAGCCUAGAGUAGUCAGCUGUUGGAAAAUGGUAUCUGUUCAUUUGCUGCCAUGGUUGAACAUGUAGUUCACAAAGUGAAGAGUGCCUGAAGACGAGACUCAGAGGGGGAACUAUGCCCAUGCAUUUAAUUACCAACCUUUAAAAUAAGUGAUUUUAUUAACUCUACAAUGGAUCCAAAUGAGAAAAGCACAAGCGAAAAUUCCCUAUCCACGAUCUGUCUUCAUUAAUAAUUGGGCCAUCUAUUUAAUGCUUUUUUUCCAACAGGAAAAAAAAUAUAUACUUUUUAUCUCCUUACAUUAUGAAGACAAGUCUAUAGAGUGGUAGAGUUGAACAAGAAGCAGGUACUCAAAAAGGUGACCAUGGUGUGUUGACAUCCUGUCAGUCAUCUGGUACCCAUAUCCCCUUUACUAGAAAGAUCACUUAUUCCACAGCUCAUUCAUUCAGUGAAUGCAGUCCCAGAGGAUCAUCUACUAGCCUUAUCAGCUCUAAUUUCCCAUCUUAUCACUCAGCCAAUAAUUCAUUAUCUUGUAAGCCUCUCAUACUUUUGUCCACAUCCCUAUACCCAGUGAUAGACUGUGCUUCUAUGGCAUCUUCAAUAAAUUGCUUGUCAUUUUGAA